AUGUCCGACUUCAAACCCUCCAAAGUCCUCAUAAUAGGCGGCACCGGCACCAUCGGCUCCUACAUAACCUCCUCCCUCCUGUCCACCUCCUCCCCAAAACCCUACAGCACAUUCACCCUCCUCACCCGUCCCGGCUGGGACUCCUCCUCCUCCUCUUCCGACCCCUCCUCCAAAAAAGCCAAACUCAUCACACACUGGCAAUCCCAGGGCCUUCGAGUCCUAACAGGCGACGUAGCCUCCCUCUCCCCCUCGGCAUUCACCCAUCUUUUCGAUGAGAACAACUUCGACACCAUCAUCUCCUGCCUCGGGCGCGCCACGCUGCAGUACCAGCCGAAAAUAAUCGACGCCGCGGAGCAGAGCACCAGUGUGCAGUGGUUUUUGCCGAGCGAGUUCGGCACGGAUGUGGAACAUAAUGCGGACAGUGCGCGGGAGCCGACGCAUGUGGGGAAACUGGCGCUGAGGAAACAUAUCAGGGAACAUGUGAGCAGGUUGAAGGUCACGUAUGUGGUUACGGGGCCGUACUUUGAUAUGUGGCUUUAUCCUACGCCUGGGUGUGAGCAGGCGGGGGGGUUUAAUAUUGAGGGAAAGAAGGCGUAUGUCGUUCAGAAUGAAAAGGGUGAAGUUGGAAGAGUUGGGUUUUGUACCAUGUGGGACGUCGGCAAAUUCGUCACCGCCACUCUCCGCCAUCCCGCCCAAUCCUUUGGCAAAGCCCUCAAGGUACAAUCCUUCGUCGUUAACCCCCAGGACGUCCUGAAGGAGUUCGAAAAGCAGACCGGCUCCAAGUUCGACGUCACCUACACCACUGUCGACGAGAUUAAGAAUCUCGAGAAUGUUCUCUGGGACAAGAACAGCGACAAGCCGCAGCCUAAGCCCCAGGCCACUCCCGUCACGCUGCGCAGGAUCUGGGCCACGGGCGGCACGCUGUAUGACAAGGAUGACAAUGACGUGUUGGAGGUGAAGAAGGAGGACUUGGAUACUUUGGAGGAUGGCGUGAGGAGGUAUUUGGCUGGUGGGUAUAAGGCCGAGACGUUUGGGGUGGAGGCUUGA
Messenger RNA from Sordaria macrospora k-hell, 1047 nucleotides. RefSeq lists its product as uncharacterized. The record is from RefSeq and is a predicted model, not a curated record. Gene Ontology annotation, molecular function: oxidoreductase activity. Lineage: Eukaryota; Fungi; Ascomycota; Sordariomycetes; Sordariales; Sordariaceae.